This is a messenger RNA of Danaus plexippus (monarch butterfly), 1002 nucleotides long. RefSeq names its product piggyBac transposable element-derived protein 2-like. The record is from RefSeq and is a predicted model, not a curated record. Lineage: Eukaryota; Metazoa; Arthropoda; Insecta; Lepidoptera; Nymphalidae. The transcript has a single exon. Bases 1 to 1002 code for a protein of 333 amino acids.
AUGCCGCGCCAUUUGAAUGAAAAUGAUAUUGAGCAGAUGCUGGACAUACCCGAUGAUGGCUCAGAAGACGGAUUUGAGUCUGAUGAGGCAGAAGAGUUCAAUGUGAAUACAAUACAACGGUUACUUGAAGCACCUAAUGAUUCAAGUGACCUUUUACAAAAUUCUCCCACUCAUUUGAAUACUACCCCUAACAGUUGUUCCGAGUCAGGUACAUCUACAAUAGCACUAUGUUCACAAUUAGAUAACUCGCAGCCAGUAAAGCCUUUGAUAGUACAGUCAUCAUCACCCUUAGAACAAGAAUUGACUGAUGAAUCUGAAUGUGAAGAUGAGUCAUGGGGGAAGGUUUUUUGGACAUCCAGGCCAGAUCCCGAUGAAUUUGAUAAGGUGACAAUAAAACCUCGGUAUUUAUUGAAUAGGAGAGCACGUCCAGUAGCGCAUUUCAAAAAGUUUUUUAGUGAUGAAGUCUUCGAUUUGAUUGUUACUCAGACAAACUUGUAUGCGGAGCAGCAAAAUAUAAAAAAUUGGCAGCCUGUUGACACACAGGAAAUUAGUGCUUUUUUAGGCAUACUCAUUAUAAUGGGUUAUCAUAUUCUUCCACAUAUCGAUUUAUAUUGGUCAUCGGAUCCCGGAUUUCGUGUGAAUGAAAUAGCUGAAGUUAUGCCAGUAAAACGCUUCAAGAAAAUUUUAGAGACUUUGCAUUUGAACGAUAAUAAUCAACAACCAAGUAGAGAAGAUGUAAAUUUUGAUAAAUUGUAUAAAAUUCGUCCUCUUAUAUCUUUACUAAGUCAAUCAUUUGAAAACAAUGCCUUCAAUUCCUCUUCCCAAAGUAUAGAUGAGAGCAUGAUACUAUUCAAAGGAAGGUCCAGUUUGAAGCAGUACAUGCCGCUAAAGCCCAUAAAAGGGGCUAUAAAGUGUGGUGCUGUUGUGAUAGUAGCACAGGGUACUUGUAUAACUAUGAAAUUUAUACCGGUAAAACAGGACAAGGAACAGAAGAGGGUUUAG